AUGUCUUCCUCAUCGGUCACUCAAUCCGUUGAGGCUGUGCUUUCGAGAAUCAACUAUCCCUAUGCCCCUCGUGUUCGGAAUGAUGUCUACAACUUACUUUCUAACAUUCCAUUAAUUGUAAAUGUUGCAAAAUUAAAUGGUAAAGACACCAUGCAAUUAACAGGAACAAUCCCAAUGUAUUAUAAGGGAUCCAAAUAUAAUAUUCCAAUGACAUUCUGGAUUGUUGAAAUGUAUCCCUACCAUCCUCCUUUGUGUUUUGUUUCUCCAACGCCCAACAUGGUGAUCAAACAAAAACAUAAACAUGUAAGCGAAACCGGACAAUGUUAUCUUCCAUAUCUUUCGGAAUGGAAUCCAGCAUCAUCUGAUUUAUACGAGUUGGUCAAUCAGUUGAGUGCAAUUUUCGGAUCAGAUCCUCCUGUCUAUCAAAAAUCAGGAACAACACAUACGACCACACCCUCAGGUUCUGUCUCUAAUCCAAUGUUAAGUAGUGUCACUAAUUAUCCUCCUCCAUUUCAUCCUCCCAUUGGAAUGUCAUCCUCCACGUAUGGCUCUACUUCCACAACAAAUCCAACAACGUAUGGCCCAACAACAACUCCUCCAUCAUUUGGAACAUCAUAUAUAGGUGGAACCACAGUAUAUGGAGUAAAUCCAAUGUCCUCAUCUAUGUAUAAUUUACCUCCUGUUCCAAGACCUCCAACUGAAAGUGAGCUCAGAGAAAAACUUGUGGCAAAAGUAAGACAGCAUUUGCAAAACGUCACUCUCAAAGAAUAUGGAGCUAAAAUAGAAGCAGAAUUUAAAACUCAAAAUCAGUUGAGUGCAAGGGAAAAACAAUUGGAGACAUUUGAGCAACGUAUGAAAGCAGAGCUUGAACAAAUUGAGAAAGAUAAAGAAAACUUAUUACAAAAGAAAGCUUCGUUAGAGGAAUGGAUUAACAACAAUGAAAACAAGCCAAUAGAUGUGGACACAAUAAUUAAUCCACAAGACAUGCAAAGCAAACAAAUUCUUGAUCUCACAAGUGAGGACAAUGCCAUCGAUGAUGCUAUUUAUUAUUUAGAAAAGAAAUUACAUGCCAAACAAAUUUCUCUCCAAGAUUGGCUUGAGCAAAUUAGAGAACUGAGUAGACAACAAUUUUUCAAGAAAGCUCUCAUUAAAAAGAUGGCCCAAAGCAAUUUUUAA
This is a messenger RNA of Naegleria fowleri, 1176 nucleotides long. RefSeq lists its product as uncharacterized. Gene Ontology annotation, biological process: protein transport; endosome to lysosome transport; protein modification process. The transcript is spliced from 2 exons. The coding region runs from base 1 to 1176 and encodes 391 amino acids. Lineage: Eukaryota; Heterolobosea; Eutetramitea; Acrasida; Naegleriidae. Gene Ontology annotation, molecular function: ubiquitin binding. The record is from RefSeq and is a predicted model, not a curated record. Gene Ontology annotation, cellular component: ESCRT I complex.